AUUUAUGAAUGCAUUUCCUUUCUCGUCCUAAAGUUAGGUUGCGCUCACUUAUUACCCCAUCAUCACCAUUACCCCUAAAACCUUCUAUCCCUUAAAUUCCGAGGCUGGACUGGAUUUCGCUCUCCUUAUUUUUAUGACAAAGUGGCCAUUUCCUUUGGUUUCUCAGAUUUGCAUUUACAACUGCUCGAUCUUUCCUUCUCUUAUAUAUAUUUAGGAUCCCCUCCGGCUUAACUUUCCCAUUCCAAAACCGCUAGAAGAGGAAGAAGAAGAAGAGGAUCAAAAUGGCUUCAGAGUCUUCGACGGUGGCUAAAGACGAGAAGAAUGUGUCCUCUUUUGUUGAUUCGAGUAGUCAACGGCGGAAAACGAGUUUCUUGAUGGCUCAAGCGGGUCUCAGAAUCUUAGUUGUUGCCUUCACAUUGGUCGCAAUCUCUGUAACGGUCGCCAACCGCCAGUCCGUCGUCAUCUUUGGAUUGAACUUCCAAGCACGAUACUCCUACUCGUCUGCCUUGACGUUCUUGGUUGCUUCGGAUGCUGUCUUGUGUUCCUUCUCAGCACUGUCGUUGGUCUUCAUCUACAUCUUAAGCCGUUCUGGGACAACUUCGCCUCUCAAGAAGUACUUCUUCCUCUUCUUGCUUGAUACGGUGAUGAUGGUGUUAAUAAUAGCUGGAUGUGCAGCUGCGACUGCAAUAGGGUACUUGGGAAAGUAUGGGGAAGAACAGAUGACUUGGCAUGCAACUUGUGGAUAUGUGUCCAAGUUCUGCAACAGAAUGUCCAUCUCUCUUGCAUUUUCAUACUUGGCCUUCUUUGCCUGCUUGCUUCUCAAUCUCAUGUCGGCUCAUGCUCUCAUCUAUCGCCCGAUUAUCAAGAACUAAUUGAAUCAUCAUUCUUCUAUAUAUCACCUCAAAUUUAUACUUGUACUCUUAAUUUAGAUGUUAGCUAGGUCAUUAUCAUCUAUCUCGAUCCAUCUGUAGAAAUUAAGAAACAUAUAUAUUUUAUUGUUGCUAAUCAGUUGGGCACGCUUGUAUUUCGCUUAUAAUUAUAUAAUUUCUCGUGUGUAUCAACGAUCAUGUCGACUUCCUGAUGUAUAUGUCUAUGGUGAAUUGGCUUCUUAAUUUGGAGGAAA
Messenger RNA from Rosa chinensis, 1123 nucleotides. Its product is annotated as CASP-like protein 1F2. The record is from RefSeq and is a predicted model, not a curated record. The transcript is spliced from 3 exons. The coding region runs from base 282 to 872 and encodes 196 amino acids. Lineage: Eukaryota; Viridiplantae; Streptophyta; Magnoliopsida; Rosales; Rosaceae.